Molecule: messenger RNA, 1240 nt
Organism: Photinus pyralis (common eastern firefly)
Lineage: Eukaryota; Metazoa; Arthropoda; Insecta; Coleoptera; Lampyridae
Gene: Mdh1
Product: malate dehydrogenase, cytoplasmic
Exons: 2
Coding region: 227-1237 (336 amino acids)
Biological process (GO): oxaloacetate metabolic process; tricarboxylic acid cycle; malate metabolic process
Cellular component (GO): cytosol; mitochondrion
Molecular function (GO): L-malate dehydrogenase (NAD+) activity
Source: RefSeq, a predicted model, not a curated record
AAGGGCAAACACAAACACUACUUUAAAUGAGAAUUGUGAACCAAGUUGACACUUGACAAGAUAAAUUAAUCUCAAGUAAUUUUGAAACGGUUCAAAGUGUCUUUAACUGAUUAUUGAAAGUCGGGUCGAGUUGGCUAAAGAUUUUUAUAAGUUUCUUUCAGUUAUCAACCAUUAUCGGUUACGUUUCUAUUUUUCUGCAAACAGCCUAUUCAGAAAGUUUUGAAAAAUGUCUCAUUUGGAUAAACAACCGAUCCGAGUUGUUGUAACUGGAGCUGCUGGACAAAUCGCUUAUUCCCUCCUGUACAUCAUUGCUAAAGGAGAUGUCUUCGGUCGAGAUCAACCCCUAAUCUUACAUUUAUUAGACAUACCCCCUAUGAUGGAGGUAUUAGAAGGUGUCGUCAUGGAAUUGGCGGAUUGUGCCCUACCUUUACUACGCCAAGUUGUUCCUACCGCAGAUCCGGCUGUUGCAUUCAAUGACGUCUCGGCCGCUUUCUUAGUAGGCGCAAUGCCCCGUAAACAGGGAAUGGAACGUAAAGAUCUCUUAUCUGCCAAUGUGAAAAUAUUCAAAGUUCAAGGCGAAGCUUUAGAUAAACACGCACGUAAAGAUGUUAAAGUUUUGGUUGUUGGUAACCCGGCAAACACAAACGCGAUAGUCUGCUCUAAAUAUGCACCUUCGAUUCCGGCAGAAAAUUUCACAGCAAUGACCAGACUUGAUCAUAACAGAGCGAGAGCGCAAAUUGCGGCUCGUGCCAAUGUACCGGUUCCGUGUGUUUCCAACGUCAUCAUCUGGGGCAACCAUUCAUCCACUCAAGUUCCUGAUGCUAGCCAUGCUAAAGUUAACGUAAAUGGAAAAAUGGUUUCGGCCUCUGAAGCUGUAAAGGACGAAGCUUGGUUAAGAAAGCAGUUUAUCGAAACCGUGCAGAAACGAGGUGCAGCCGUAAUUGCGGCUCGUAAAAUGUCAUCUGCGAUGUCAGCGGCGACCGCCGCUGCUGAUCAUAUGCGUAGUUGGUUCCUGGGAACCGAUCCGGAUGAGUUCGUUUCUAUGGGUGUAGUAAGUGAUGGCAGUUACGGUGCACCAAAAGGUGUCGUAUUUUCUUUUCCCGUUACUAUUAGUAAUGGGCAAUGGAAAAUUGUGCAAGGUCUUAAGAUUGAUGACUUUUACCUUGACAUGUUAGCAGCAACUGGCAAAGAGCUUGAGGAAGAACGUGCUGAAGCAAUGGCUGUUAUUCAAGCAUGACUA